AAGGGGGUUUGUUGGAAAACAUCAGAAGAUGUUCGGGACUUCUGUGAGGGAAGAAACCACAGCAUCGUUGAUAGUGAGCUAGCUGUUGUGACCAUUAGUUAAACGCUCGUGUAUAAACUUAAACUGAAUCUGAUGAUGUACAUCAACAAAUCAUUUCCGUGCAGUAUAUUCCUACUCCCCUUUCUGAGCUUCGUGAUUCAUUUGAAUCAUUUCUCUUCUGAUAAGAAACAAAAAUUAGCGGUGCGGUGACGCUCCGUUCCAUUAAUUAAAGAGUAGUAGUAGAUUUUCAUAACCAAAACAAACUUGUUUGGUGUGAUUUGAUUUUGAAUCCAGACGAUGGGAUCGUUGAAAACUGAUGAAGAUGAUUUAGUAAUAAGUGGUAGUGUUGAUGAGUCAAAACAGGAAGCGAUUAUUUAUGUUAAUGGUGUUCGUAGAAUACUUCCCAAUGGAUUAGCUCACUUUACACUUCUUGAAUAUCUCAGAGAUAUAGGUCUGACAGGAACCAAGCUUGGCUGUGGUGAAGGUGGUUGUGGGGCUUGUACAGUGAUGGUUUCUUAUUUUGAUCAAUUAUCAAAUAAGACCAUACACAGUGCAGUAAAUGCAUGCUUGACUCCUCUUUAUUCUGUAGAAGGAAUGCAUGUCAUUACUGUAGAGGGCAUUGGGAACCGUCGACAAGGCUUGCACCCUGUCCAGGAGACAAUGGCGCUCUCUCAUGGAUCACAAUGUGGAUUUUGUACUCUAGGUUUUAUCAUGUCCAUGUAUGCAUUGUUGAGGUCGAAUCGGGGAUUUCCCAGUGAAGAGCAAAUAGAGGAGAGCCUUGGUGGAAAUUUAUGUCGUUGCACAGGGUACAGGCCAAUUAUUGAUGCAUUUAGGGUUUUUGCUAAAACUGAUAACGUCUUGUACAUUGAUAAUGGAAAGCCUUGUUCUUCAGAAAGCUCUUCAGGGAGUGAAUUUAUUUGCCCCUCUACUGGGAAGCCAUGUUCUUGUGGAACGAAGGUAAUAAAUGAUGAUAACUGUAUGCCAGACUCUGAAAAUUGUAACAGCAUUUACAAGCCUGUUUCAUACAAUGAGAUAGAUGGUAGCUCGUACAGGGAGAAAGAACAUAUUUUCCCUCCGGAGCUUCUACUGAGGAAAUUAAAGCCGUUGAGUUUGACUGGAUUUGGUGGGAUUAAGUGGUAUCGCGCCCUCAGACUCCAACAUGUGUUGGAUUUGAAGUCAAAAUAUCCUGAUGCAAAAAAAAUUAAUCGAUUGAUCAAUCAAUAAGCAGACCUCACUUAAUUCUUACUCACUGAACUGUUUUUGGAGGUCUUUUUAUCGGAGGAAACAGAUCAUCAAAAUAAAAAUAAAACUAGAUGAAGAUGAUUAAAGGACAGAGAUGUUUUUAGAAUCAAUCAACCCAUGAGAUGAAUCGAAGAACUAUUAUGAAGGAUUUUUUAUUUUAGGAAAAUGGAAUUUAGUUGUGAAGAAGAAGAAGGAUCAGAAAACAAGUGUAUGGAAAAUGGAAUACCGAACCAAAAUCCAAAGGUGUUAGAUGAUUGACAUUUGGCGUAAUAAAGAGAAACUGGAGAAAGGUUCGGGAUUUGAAUGCUUUGGAAUCAUGGAUAUUUUGUUGAGUGUUUUUCUGGAUAAGGAAGGGGACGAGUGUGGGUCCUCGUGUGUGGAAAAAUGACUUCUUUUUGUCCCUUUUUGUCCCUUUUUGUUCCUGAUUUUUUGUCAUCAGAUAUUCAAAUCAAGUCACUCUAAUGGAAUGUGAUCCCCGUA
This is a messenger RNA of Papaver somniferum (opium poppy), 1761 nucleotides long. RefSeq names its product xanthine dehydrogenase 1-like. The transcript has 4 exons. The record is from RefSeq and is a predicted model, not a curated record. Lineage: Eukaryota; Viridiplantae; Streptophyta; Magnoliopsida; Ranunculales; Papaveraceae. Gene Ontology annotation, molecular function: 2 iron, 2 sulfur cluster binding; iron ion binding; oxidoreductase activity. The coding region runs from base 337 to 1263 and encodes 308 amino acids.